GGGCAAGUUUAAAAGCAUCUUGGCAGUGCCCCGGUUUCCCAUUGCAAAUCACUCUCAGUGCCUGUUCUCACUCACUGCUUCCAUCAACACUUUCGGCAUCUGAUCACGCCACAGCAGUGAUUGCCGAUUGGGCCAAGGUGGUGAUCCAAUUCCAUGGAGGGCCAAACAAGGAGGAGCGUUGCAGCAGAAGAAGGCGAUCAACCAAGCAGGAACAGUAGCCAAACUGGGCCCAGGCCGCUUAGGCAGAUAAUUGAUAUUGAUAAAAUCUCGCCUAGGCCGGAAGAUUGGUUCGCUUCUGUGAUAUCUGCAGAAAGGACUGAUCAAUCUGAGACUCAAUGGGUACGGCGAAGGAUACCAAAGGUUCCUCAGAUUCUGAGACGCACCCAGGAUUUCGAGAAAUUCUAUGAACCGAGGGUGAUUUCGUUCGGUCCUUACCAUCAUGGCAAACCCCAUCUUCAGCAAGGGGAAAUGCUCAAGCCUCUAUUUGCCCAAAGCUUCCUGGCUGUUAGUGACCAGGACAUCUACAAAUUGUACGACGAAAUUGACAGCAAUAUCGGGUUAGUGAGGAUGUGCUAUGAUAAGGAUCAAACAAACAACUAUAAUAGUGAGGAACUCGUCAGGAUGAUGCUUCUGGAUGGGUGUUCUCUUCUAUAUUUCAUCUACUGUGUAGUGAACGGAGAUGAGAGUAAUUUGCAUGGUUUGAAUGUUAAAAGUCAUUUCAUUGCUUUUGCGCGACUGGACUUGUUCUUGCUUGAGAACCAACUUCCCUUUGAAAUCCUCAAGUUGUUGUUCGAGGGAGCAAGAUUCGGGGCGGCUACAAUGGAAGAGAUGAUGAAAAAAUUCAUCACUUCUAACAUCACUAGGCCAGCAGGAGUGGCUUUAGAAUUAGAUCUGGUAAAGGAGCCGCCUUCUCAUCUCCUCGACCUUUUGCGAAGUGGGCUCCUCGGCCCUCAGCCUGUACCUGAACAAAAAGGACAGUCUGGAGGAAUAUGGCGGGGGAUCUGUCCAAGGGAAACGGGCGAACAACAAGGCGACUGGCAGUCGUAUCGAAACAUCAAGGAACUUGCAGCUGCCGGGAUCCAUCUUAAACCGAGUAGGACGACUUACUUGAGCGACAUAUCUUUCGAGUCCUACUUCUUCUUUGGAUACCUGAAACUUCCCCAAAUAACCAUAGACGCCUCCACGAAGCUUAUGCUGUUGAACUUGGCAGCUUAUGAAAUGAGUCCAAAUGGCCCAGCUGAUCUUGGAGUCACUUCUUAUAUAUGCUUCCUUGACUCCCUCAUUAAGAAUGCUGAGGAUGUGAUGCUGCUGCAAUCAAAUUACACUCUCUUCAACUUUCUCGGAAGUGACGAAAAGGUGGCAGACCUCUUCAACGACAUUGCCAAGGAUCUGGUGCCUAACUCUACUGCUUAUGCUCAUGUCAAAUCCGGCAUUCAGAAGCAUUACAAUAACAAGGUAAAUGUCUGUAUCUCUAAAUGGCUGCACGCCAAUUUCACCUUUCUGGCCUUCAUUGCUGCAGUUUUGGCCCUUGGCUUAAGUAUCUCUCAAACCUACUUUGCUGCUUUCCCCCCUCAUAAAUGACACCGCCACCCACCAAACCCAUUGUGUAUUUGAGCUUGAGAAUUCAUGCAUCUCUCUCAAGUUUCGCCCUUUUGCAAUCAAUAUAUAUCUUUUGCAUGAGAAUACUGUGGUUCCUAUUAUCAUUAAA
This is a messenger RNA of Vitis riparia (riverbank grape), 1708 nucleotides long. RefSeq names its product UPF0481 protein At3g47200-like. The transcript is spliced from 2 exons. Lineage: Eukaryota; Viridiplantae; Streptophyta; Magnoliopsida; Vitales; Vitaceae. The record is from RefSeq and is a predicted model, not a curated record. The coding region runs from base 154 to 1581 and encodes 475 amino acids.